CCAUAAUCCUUUCUCGGUUUAUAUUCUUCCCUGUUUUUAACGCAGCAUCUCUGUUUCAUUCUUCCAUUAACACCUUCCGGAUUCUCAAUGGCCAGAAAGGCUCGUGGGAACUCCGCGUACGUCGUCGUUUCGCUUUUCAUCUUCUUCGGCUUGCUCUACAACCGUUGCAUCUAUCAUGCCGCCGUUUCUUAUUACGCCGUCCCCUUUUCCGGCGUCGCUCAGCCGCGAACCACCAAAAGCGCAGCAGACUUUACGGCGAAUAAGCUCAUCACUGAGAAUUUCCGACUGGGAGCCGGCGGAGCCGCCCCUGGCCGUCGAGUGAUCUCCACCGCGCCGGCGAUUCCGGCGGUGGCCGUCGCGGUGCCGGACUGGGAGGUGUUUGUGGUGGCCUCGCCGGAAUAUUCGCCGUUGAAUUUGGAUGAAGAUGACCCCUACGUCUGCGUAUUCGAGCAGGGAGAAUCCUCGCCGGCGAUCCCCGUCGGAGUGUUGCCGUUUCCCGAUCGGUCACUGUUCAAGUGCGAGUCUCCGAGAAGCGCUCGCCGGAGAAAGGUGAAUAAGCAACCGAUUUUGACUCUCUCGUCUUCUCUGAUCAAUUUCACUUCUCCCCCGGAAAAUUCGCAACCGUCUCUGCUCCAGUGGAACUUUCUCGCGUACGACUCUAUCACGACGGCGGACGACGUCGUUUUGUUCGUGAAAGGCGUUAACAACCGUCAAGGCAUCAACCGGAACCCAACGGAACUCCGUUGCGUUUUCUUCCCGGGAGAUGACACAAUUAACGCCGUCAAAACCGCCGUCACCAGCUCAAUACAAGAAGUCUUUCGCUGUAAGCUACCGGAAUUCCCUGCCGGAAAAAAACAGCUCAUCAAAGUCUCCCUCGAAAUCGUGGGACCCAAUCCGAUCAUCGUCCCCACCGUGGCUUUCUACAACCCGCCUCUCCACCUCCCCGAACCGGAAACCGAACCGGGAACUGAACCGGGAAAUAAAAAGUCCAAGCUCUGCGCCGCCACAAUGGUAUAUAACGUCGCGAAAAACUUAAAAGAAUGGGUUAUGUAUCAUUCUCGAAUCGGAGUCGAAAGAUUCAUACUUUACGACAAUAACAGCGACGACGAAUUGCGACAAACAGUGAAAAACCUCGUACAACAACAAGGAAUCGACGUAACAACCUAUUUUUGGCCAUGGCCGAAAACUCAAGAAGCCGGUUUUUCGCACAGCACAGUAUACGCUAAUAGCUCGUGUAAAUGGAUGAUAUUCACCGACGUCGACGAGUUUUUGUAUUCAAAAUCGUGGGACGAUUUCCACGCGCCCUCACAAUCGCUAUUACACUCCGUUUUACCGGAAACCGGUGACGUGGCGCAACUCAGCGUGGCUUGUCUCGAGUUCGGGCCGUCGAACCGGACUUCCCACCCGACGGCGGGCGUAACGCAGGGGUAUAAUUGCCGGAGAAAGAAGGAAAAUCGGCACAAAUCGAUUGUUUUAUUGGACGCCGUGGAUUUUUCAUUGGUUAAUGUAAUUCAUCAUUUUAAGUUGAAGCCGGGGUUUAAGACGGUUAAGGUGAAGCUCGAAGAUAUGGCGGUGAAUCACUAUAAGUAUCAGGCGUGGCCGGAGUUUAAGGCGAAGUUCCGGCGGAGGGUUUCGGCGUAUGUGAUCGACUGGACCCGGCAGGAGAAUCCGAACUCGAAUGACCGGACUCCCGGUCUAGGUUACAGGCCGGUCGAGCCGGAGGGUUGGGCGAUGAGAUUCUGUGACGUGUACGAUGAGGGGUUGAAAUUGCUGACGCGGAGAUGGUUCGGCGUGGAAUCUCCGGCGGGUCUCCGAUUGGCUUGGCAGAGUAGAUGAUAGUCCAACCUUAAAACUCUAUUUAAUUUUUUUAAAGAUUUUUUUUUUUUUUACAUAAAUUUGGUUUACAUUGUUUUGGUGGAUUUUGAUUGUAGAUAUACUGAUUAUAUAUUCUUUUGUCAUUUUAAUCCCAUAAUUGAAUGGGAGAUGAUGAUAACAUUCUUCUGUCUAAUCCAUUUGUUACGGUCAAA
Ipomoea triloba (trilobed morning glory) is the source of this 2027-nucleotide messenger RNA. Its product is annotated as glycosyltransferase family 92 protein Os08g0121900-like. Bases 88 to 1836 code for a protein of 582 amino acids. The transcript has a single exon. Lineage: Eukaryota; Viridiplantae; Streptophyta; Magnoliopsida; Solanales; Convolvulaceae. The record is from RefSeq and is a predicted model, not a curated record.